GCAGUCUGUGUUUACCACUGAGCAGCUGUCAUGGCUGCCUGGCUGUCACGGAGAGCCCUGUCUGGCAGCCGGCAGCUGCUGCGGUUCUCCGUUUCUGAAGGCCACGUCUGCUCCAGAGGGGUGGCAAGGACCUCCUCUCUCCUGCAGGACAAGCUGAGGACAGUGGAGGACCUCCCUCGUGUCAGCGCCCUGGAGAUGCUUUACAGGAUCCUAUUCCAGGGUUACUACCAUUGUCUGCACGAGCUGCAGGUCUACGAGAAGCAGCUGUAUGGACCCAUCUACAUAAAUGGACGUAAGGCGGUGUCUGUGACCACCGCUCAGCUGCUGGAGGAGCUGAUGAGGCAGGAUGACAAGUUUCCCACCAGAGGAGACGUGUCUCUGUGGACGGAGUACCGCGAGAUGAGAGGAUUAGGCUACGGCCCGUUGACAGAGGAAGGAGAACGCUGGUACAACCUGAGGGCGGUUCUCAACAAGCGGAUGCUCCAUCCCAGGGAUUCUGCUCAGUACUCUGGGGUGAUCAACGACGUGGUUUCAGACUUCGUAAAAAGGAUCAAACAUCUACGUCGAGCCAGCCCAACAGGGGAUCUCGUCACUGACGUUUCUAAUAGGUUUUACCUAUUUUCAUUGGAAGGCAUUGCGUCCAUACUGUUUGAGACGAGGCUCGGCUGUCUGACAGGGGAGAUUCCUGCUGGGACCCAAAAAUUCAUUAACUCCAUCUCUCAGAUGUUCUCCAGCAGCAUAGGUGUGGCAAUAUUUCCGAAAUGGAGCCGCAAUCUGCUUCCCUACUGGAAGCGCUACAUCACCAGCUGGGAUGGCAUCUUCGGUUUUGCUAAAACUUUGAUCGACAAUAAGCUGGAGGACAUUGAGCAGCGAGUGGAAAACAGCCAGAAUGUGGAGAGUGAAUACCUAACAUACCUCCUGUCAAACACCAAGAUAAGCACCAAAGAUGUCUACGCCAGCGUCACGGAGCUUCUCUUAGCCGGAGUGGACACGACCUCCAACACCCUCACAUGGGCUUUGUACCAGCUGUCCAAGAACCCAGAAGUCCAGGACAGACUUUAUGAAGAAGUUUCCACGCUGGUACCGGCAGACCGAAUCCCCUCUGCUGCUGAAGUCACUCGGAUGCCGUUUUUACGAGCUGUGAUCAAGGAAACUCUCAGGAUGUACCCUGUGGUUUCUAUAAAUUCAAGGAUCAUCAAUGAAAAGCCUAUUUCUGUUGGUGGAUAUCUUUUUCCAAAGAAGACUUGCUUCACACUCUGCCACUACGCCAUCAGUCAUGAUGAGAACAUCUUCCCAGAACCGUUCAGAUUCAAGCCGGAGAGGUGGCUCCGUGACGGCCGCCCGAGGCCAAACCCCUUUGGCUCCAUCCCGUUUGGCCACGGAGUUCGAGGCUGCGUUGGCCGCAGGAUUGCAGAACUCGAGAUGUAUUUAGUUCUGUUUCGACUUAUUCGGGAGUUUGAAAUCAAACCCAACCCUCCCAUGGACGAGCUAAAGAUCUUCAGUCGGUCGGUUUUGGUUCCUAACAAGCAACUGGACCUGCACUUUGUGGACAGAGGAUGAGCAAACACAGCUUGAUUCUGUCAAAAGUUGGCCAAUAAAGAACUGUUUGUGUGUUUUAA
This is a messenger RNA of Fundulus heteroclitus (mummichog), 1619 nucleotides long. Its product is annotated as sterol 26-hydroxylase, mitochondrial-like. The transcript has 9 exons. The coding region runs from base 31 to 1560 and encodes 509 amino acids. NCBI's taxonomy places the organism in Eukaryota, Metazoa, Chordata, Actinopteri, Cyprinodontiformes, Fundulidae. Gene Ontology annotation, cellular component: mitochondrial inner membrane. Gene Ontology annotation, biological process: cortisol metabolic process; cellular response to peptide hormone stimulus; cholesterol metabolic process. The record is from RefSeq and is a predicted model, not a curated record. Gene Ontology annotation, molecular function: oxidoreductase activity, acting on paired donors, with incorporation or reduction of molecular oxygen; monooxygenase activity; heme binding.